AUGGGCUCGUGGGCAAGAGAAAGAAAAAGCUGCACUAGAAAAGACUUGGCGAAAAGCGAUAGGAUUCACGAGAAAAGGAAAAGAAAGCCAAAAAUAGCGCAGAUCAUGACGACCACAAGUAUGGCUAACUACAAGAGUUGUGAUGAACUCUGUCAUCUAUUCCAAGGCCAGGGAGGGCCUGUAUUUAUAGUUUACAGGAAGCGUGACAGAUGUGACAUAAACUACAUAAAUGUUAGACUCUACGGAACUGCGGAGUCUGCGGAGUCGAAGGGACCUUGGCCUCAACGUAUUGCGUUGUGCCCACGCUGGUGGUAUAUGGUCCAACCCGAAAGGAGAGGGGAGGAGAGGGAGAGAGAGACGCGCCUUACGGCGGAAGACGAGGAGAGAGGGGAGAGAGCCUUGCGGAGUGGAAUCAGGAGCACUGUGCGGAAAUGCGGAAUACUCUGGAUAUACUCUGGGACAAGUCUGGGACAAGAGAAGAAACUGAGUCAUAAGAAAUGCGGAAUACCGCGGAAUGCGAGGAAGAUGAGUAAGACGAUUCCAAAGAACAAUAGCAAAGCAAGGAAGGGAGUCAUAAAGAAGUAUAAGAGGUCACAUGCAGAGUCUGGGCGCCUAGAGGGCGGUUACGAGGUUUCUCCGCGCGGUCCGCACCGGCCCUCAGUUGCGGGCCGUGUCGGUCCGCUGGUACUUGCGGGCUGCGGACUUGCGGAUGCGGACAUCCAUAGAGCGGACACAUGCGGGGAGUCCGCAUGUGCAGGAGUGGGAUGGAGGUGCGGAGAUGUGGGAGAUGCGGGAUGCGGAGAGAUGAUGGCGAGUGCGGGGAUGUGCGGAGAUGUGCGGGGUCAUGCGGGAUCAUGUGAGACUGUGCGGGGGGUGUGGGUCAAGGCUGGUGGGUUGUGGGUAGAUGUGGGUGGAUGUGGGUGGAUGUUCGAGACCCUAACAAUAAAUAUGGAAGGUGUGACGGAUAAGAUAAGAUAA
Molecule: messenger RNA, 978 nt
Organism: Coprinopsis cinerea okayama7#130
Lineage: Eukaryota; Fungi; Basidiomycota; Agaricomycetes; Agaricales; Psathyrellaceae
Exons: 7
Coding region: 1-978 (325 amino acids)
Source: RefSeq, a predicted model, not a curated record